Messenger RNA from Physella acuta, 3438 nucleotides. RefSeq lists its product as uncharacterized. Gene Ontology annotation, biological process: regulation of RNA splicing. Lineage: Eukaryota; Metazoa; Mollusca; Gastropoda; Physidae. The record is from RefSeq and is a predicted model, not a curated record. Gene Ontology annotation, molecular function: protein binding. Gene Ontology annotation, cellular component: cytoplasm; nucleus.
GUGAAAAAUGGCGGCCCUUACACAACGACUUGGUCGAUUGUUGGGCCAAUAAUUGUGACGCAGCUACCCGCUACUUAUUGGCAAGCUGCAGUAGACGAUGUCAAAUCAUCCGCUGUGGAAUGUGUGUGAAUUCUUCAGCGCCAUUCGCAUGCGACAACUCUCCCAAAGGACUCGUAUUUUCUGUAUUUUUGUUUUUAUUAUUUUUUGUUUGAAGCUAAGCAGCACCGGAGGAAUACAGUCUAGUGCCCACCGGACAACGCUUAGGGCUGCUGUUCUUGCAUUUCAAACUGGUGUUUAAAGCGCGGCCUAGUUUCGGCGCGGCCAUACAAACACAUGUAGGUGUUUGACUUGCUGUGUGUACAUUCCACAAUAUCCGACCGACGCGACGAACCUUACAUACUUAGUGGAGCGUGGAGCGCCACACUGGUGCGACAGGCUAUCUACACAUUCAAGGAAAGAAAAUUGCGUUUGGCCAUUCCUGAAACUUCCUAGCAGUAGAAGUAACCAAACGUCUGCUCUUUAGGUUGUUUAAAAAUAUCGAGUUUUUGCGAUAGACCGAUUAAACGAAACAAUUUAUGUCUAAUAAUUUGUGUAAAAGAAUAAAAAGUUUUUUGUGAUAAGUAUUUAGCGUUAUUUAGUGUUAAUUAUAAGAUUAUACGAUGAUAUUUCUGGCGAUUAUUGAAACGUCCAGCGAGCCGAGGAAUAUCUACAAACUACAUCAGCGGCAGGACGUAAGGGAUCAGUGGCCUGGAUUAACCUGUGUUUUCUCUGGCUUUCGUAGCUGUAGCUGUGACCUGCUUUGGCUGUGAUUCGCUGUAGCUGUGACCCGCUGUAGCUGUGACCCGCUGUGGAUUUACCCUGUUUUAGCUGUACCCUGCUGUAGCUGUGGCCUGCUGUAGCUGUGACCCGCUGUAGCUGUGGCCGACUGUAGCUGUGAUCCGCCGUGGAUGUACCCCGCUGUAGCUGUGGCCCGCUGUAGCUGUAGCGGUUGAAGACAAAGAUCAGCUGGAGCAAGAUGGCCGCAGCCGUCGCCCUCACGUUGGCCACCCUCGCCUGUUGCUUGGCCACAGUUCGAGGUCAGUGUGACCCGAGUCACACAGUGGUGGCCGUGGCCAGCGUCUUCUCCACACUGGGCGUAGUGCUCAUCGUGCUGGCCGCAGCUUGUUGCUUCGUCAGGAGACGGAAGGCUGCCAAAAAGUUGGAGUUUGGCGAGAAUCGACGAGACGAGGGAUAUGUCAACAGCGCCUUCACACAGGACAACUUGCUGCGUGCUGAGGAAGGCGUGUCACCUCCCAAGUCCCAAAGAUCCCCAGAGCUGAAAGGGAUGAUCUUCAGCAAUGAAAAAACGUGGAACUCUCUACCGAGAAAUGACAGGUUUGGUCGUCUCUACAAGGAGAGCUCCUAUGGCUCACUGGAUGGGAACAUGAGCAGUAGUGACCCAGAGGUCAUCAGUGUGACCCUUGAGAGUCAGGAUAUUAUUGGCCUAGGAUUCAACAUUUGUGGUAACUAUGGUGAUGGCAUCCAAGUCAGUGAAGUCAAUAACCGUGGACCAGCCAAAGAGUCAGGACAAAUUAAAGUUGGAGACAGAAUCCUGAGUGUGACAGUGUCAUACGAGCACAUCGUCUACGAAGACGCUCUAACAAUCUUGAGUUAUGCCUCACCAUAUCCUGUGAAAAUACUUGUACAAAAAGCCACAGACGACAGCCUAAAGACGUUUGAUGGCAAAAACAUGAGGCAUGAGAGCAGGCGCCUCAGCCACCCCCUGUACCGCAGCCGCUCCAUGGACACCAUCAAGUCCCCACCCCAGAGGGAGCCCACCUCACGCUCCUCGCAUCCAAAACGUACUCAGAGUGACCUGAAAUCUGGGCACAAGUUUUUAAAGUGGUCAGGUAAAAAUUCCAGAAAAAGCCAAGAAAGUUUGGUCAAACUUGAGCCGGUGUCCCGCCACAGUGCAGACACAACCCAGGCUGAAGUGGUUCACGCAGAGAGCAAUGCUCCGGUGGGGCGCGCUGGUGCUGGCGUCAGACUCUCCAGCAUCGCAGACUCGCACAGCUCGGAAGAAAACUACGCACCUGUCACAGAAGCUGACAUUAUCUCCAAGUUUGUAGAAAACAAUUUAACUCAUCAAAAAGUCGUUCCUGACAAGCCAGAGCGGAAAAGAAGGAAAAGUGACAUCUCCUAUAUUCCGCAAGACUCUGGAAUAGCAGAGGUUUUUACAAGUUCUCAGCAAGAAUACCUUCAUUCUCAAGGCGUGGGUAGCCAGGAAAUUGAAGAGGAGUUGAUAGUGCCAGAUAGGAUAGAGAGAGAGGAAGAUGGAGACCUGAGUGAGCAGGACCAGACAGAUGACCAGGCUAGAAGCAUUCAGGAUGCUCUGCAUGUGCUGACAAAGACAAGCUUCAGGGAUUACUUCAAUGACUACAUACACAAUGUGCGGAGUCCAUCACCUGAGGCAGACCCUGUUGAGGAAGAAAUUAUUGUCCCUGGUUUAAAAUCUGAUCCUUCCCUCCUCUCGUCUGCCCCACCCCCUCAUGAUGAGGCAGGUGAAACCAACUCAAACAAGAUGGCUGAAGAGAAGGGAGCAAAACUUUUAAAUGAGCAGAUCUUAGAGCGGAUCAUUGCCAUGAAUUCUUUCCCUCCUGGGACCCAGGGUUUGGCAGGGGUCAUGGCAGGGGGGUCUCAGGGUGGAGUUGUGGAUGAUUUUAUCCCAGACAAUCCAAGCUUUAUUCCUCAGCCAGUUCCUAAACCAGUUUUAGAUAAACAAUUAGGUGUCAAACAAUCUGAGAGUAACGUCCCCUCGUCUAGCGCACCAUCUGCUUCUGUAACAAAGAACCGCAACUUGGCGUAUGAGAUCAGAGAUGAUCUCAUCACAGGGAUACCAUUUGCUAUAGAGAUCAACAAACACAAGCAGAGAUCUGACUUGAGUGACUACUUGUCUCGCACCCACAGUUCUGACAGCAUCAAGAACUUUGACGACCAGAAGACAGCAUUGCACACCUCUAGUAGUUUUGACAAUGGUAGAAUAAUCCAGGUGUCUGGGGCCAGCCCAGCCUGGCAAAAUGGAACUGAUGGCUUUAAGGAAGACGAUACAUUAGACUGGUCAGGUCAACGACUUGUUCGCUCGGAAUCUUUUAGCAAUAUUUUUGUCAAUGAUUGAAUUUCCACUGUCGUGUGUAAAAAAUGUAUAAAUUUUCUAGAAUUAACAGCUAUUCAGGUAGUAGGUUGUCAGGUGGAGCAGAGUCGACCAGUUUCACAUAUAAUGUUAAUGUGCAGGUUUCUGCAGGGGACCACUAAUUGUAUAUAAGAAUAUUUAUUUUUGUAAAUUUGAACACAGGCCAAUUCUUGUCUCAUGGUUGUAACUUAUCGCAGUCUAUCUUCUGCACCGACUGGUACCAUUGUAAGGCUGGGCACAAGGCAGUAUGGUGGACAGAGGUGUAUCCA